GGAUAACUCCAUUUUGGAAAACAGCUGUUUGAAGACACAACCUUUCUCUCGUUGUUUGCAGACGGUACCCUGAGAAAAAACCACACAACCCCGGCUUCUUCUAACACACUUACCUCUCACCACCACUGGGCUUUUUUUUUUUUAUUAUCCACACCAGCGUGCUCCAGUUUUCAGCCCGGCUCGGCUCGCUCUGCUGUGCGCCUGCCAGGAAACUUAACUGGGGGUAUCCAUGGUGCUCGGUUUCCAUCGUAACAAGUGGAUAACAGGAGGCGACCCAACCAAGGUGUAAUGAGAGCGCUGGUCAUGGACAGAUGAUGGACGUGGAGACGUCGUACUCAGACUUCAUCAACUGUGAUCGCACAGGCCGCAGGAACGCAGUGCCCGACAUCGCAGGGGAGGGAGAGGGAGAAGGAGCGGCCAGCACCAGUGAACUCACCAAAGACCUGGCAGAGAUGGACCUGAAGGCUGCAGAAGGAGUCCCAGGGGCCUCCCCAGCCCCUGAGGCGGAGGGCUCCACCAGCCAAGACGCCCAGGGAGGUGGAGGCCCGUCCUAAACUCAGCCAGAGACCGAAGGGGGGGCAGAGCCAAGGAGUGAGAAGUAGAGAGAAGUGAAAGUGGUGAGACAUGGAGAAAGGAAAGAGAGAGUGUAUAUUGGCUGUCCUAACUGGACGCGAGGACACCUUCGCUCACUGCCAGCCCGUUUGGAGCUCCAGCAGCCCAAAUGUUCGCCUUUUCAUUGGAUCAGAUUGUAACACGCGGAGCAGAGCAGAGUAGAACUGACAAUUGAGAUGCUGCUCUUUUGCUUCGUUCUCUGUUAAGUCAUUUAUAUUCCCGACGAGACAAGAAAGCACAGAAACUCUGGAUUUGUGUCUGUGGAGAUGGACUGAGCUGAACAGAAUCCAUUUAUAACACUCAAAACAUUGUUCCAGCCUCGUACGGAGCUGUGUCACGGAGGGCGUAUUCAUAAUCAUCCGUUUGUCAUUUUCUUUCUAUGUAUGCGCGUGUGUUCGUGACCCUUUCAUCGUCAAGUCCUUUUCUUUUUUUUUUCAAGUAACAAAACAUAGUCGCCAUUAUACUGUCGUGUACGAACUUCAUAUUUAUUGCUUAAUGUUCAGUGAUAACUUUGUGAUAGCAAUUUUCUUUGUGUAAUAAAAUACUUAUGACUUACUGUAA
Molecule: messenger RNA, 1173 nt
Organism: Sebastes umbrosus (honeycomb rockfish)
Lineage: Eukaryota; Metazoa; Chordata; Actinopteri; Perciformes; Sebastidae
Gene: pkig
Product: protein kinase (cAMP-dependent, catalytic) inhibitor gamma
Exons: 3
Coding region: 312-554 (80 amino acids)
Biological process (GO): negative regulation of cAMP-dependent protein kinase activity
Cellular component (GO): nucleus; cytoplasm
Molecular function (GO): cAMP-dependent protein kinase inhibitor activity
Source: RefSeq, a predicted model, not a curated record